AUGUCAGAUAAGCCAUCCAAGCAAUUCUCAGGUGUCAAGAGCAUCUGCGAAGAUAUUUCAAAGCCAGAUGCGAAGGAAUUAUGUAAAAUCUUAAAAGAUGCUCAAUUUGUACCUGAAUUACUCAAAAAACUACACUAUCAAAUUGUUGAGAAGUUCGCACAGAUUGUUCUCGUUAUGGCAUACAACAAUUAUUUAACAAAAGAGGAAAUUACAGAAUUAUGGAAUUUAUCUAUUCAACAACACUCCCAAACGAAUGAUUUCUACUUCAAAUCCUUACUUAAUAUAUUCUCGUCACUACCAAAAGAAAUGAUUGACACUUUAUGGGAUAUUUUUCCAACAUCUGAAUCAUUUCCUCUUCCAGCACUCAGAUUCUUCCAAAAGAUCGCAUUAACAGGUACAUUAGAACAGAGAAAAGCAUUAUUCACAGCUCUCGAUGCUUAUUAUCCCAAAAUUGAGUCAAAUCCAGAAAUUAAAAAUGAUUUAACGGCCGCAUUAUGCGAAAUUCUUCCAAACGAUGACAACAUGGUUACUACAAUACAGAGCAAGUCCUUUGAUCUCAUCAGAAGCCAGCAAAGAGUCGAAUACGCGCUUAGUUUGCUCAAAGCUAGUUCCAAGUAUUUAUCUCCUGAAAACUCCAGAAUUUCCUUUGACCAACUCAUUGAAAUCAUGACAGUCGACAACAACAAGACCAUCAACACCCAGUUCUUCGACCUCAUCGCCCAAAUAAUGUAUAAUUUCAAUGAAAAUUUACCAGAAAGUGAAGUGAAGUCAUUAGAAAAUUUAUUAAGAAAAUUCAUCAAAACUAAUCCGCUUGAAAUCAUCGGAUUGAUCUCCAAAGUCAUUGACAAGACCAAAUACAAAGUCUUGUCGAUCGAAAUAUUGAGUUAUAUCUUUGAAAGUUUCUGCAAAGACGUUCCUUCGGAUAAAAACACUAUUGAUUUCAUUAUUUUCAUUUUCAAGAAGAUAAAUGACAAGUAUUACAAUGAUCCUGGUAACAGUCCAUUUUCCAAAUGCAACAACAACAUCUCUGAGUUCAAAGGUAUCAGUUCUCUUUGGAAAUUGUGUUUUAAAACGAAUAAUGACACAAUUCCUUUAUUUUUAUGUCGAUUGUAUGGGAAAUCAAAAGAUCAUGACAAUAUUGUUGAAUUUGUUAAGAGAUGUAUGAAGCAUCCGAAGCAUUUAGGAUCAUUAAUGGCUUUGCUACACAUUAUUAAUCUAAUUGAAUCGAAUAGAGAUAAAGAAAGCCUUGGUUUGCAAACAAACAAAUUCAUUUCACCUUCAAAUUUUUGUGAUAUGAAUUUGGUCGGAGACAUAAAUGCUACUAUCAAAGUUAGAAAGGACAUCUCUUUUUACGAGAUGAAAGAACGUUUGAGUAGAAUGAUGAGGAACCCUAAAAGUACAAUAGAAAUCAUAAGAGACUCAGAAUACAUGAAUUCUGACAGUUUUUCAACUGAUUUUUCUCCUUUGGAGUAUUUGAUACACGUAAGGAAAGCGGAACAUGUUGUUAGCUUUAAAAUGCCGAGAGUUGACUAUUUUCCAACAUUGAUAUUGACAAGAGAAAAGAAAUACGUCAAACAGUUGUUGGAUUUAGUAAAUUCUGAAUCUGAUGAAAUUUCACAGGCAAGUUUAAGAGUAUUGAAUGAAAUGUGUCCUGACGAAAAGAUCAGAAAAUCUUUACUAAAGAUUGAUGAUUGGAAACAAGUGUUCGAUGAGAAACACAAAGGUUUGUUGAUGUACAAAUUACACAUGUUAGGAAAUUUGUUACUGAAAAAUGAACAUAAUUUCGUUGAACAGUUUUUUAAAACUAAUGGUCCAACUGAAUUAUUUAUGUUCGUUUUGACAAAAUCGAGAAAAGAAUUUCCUAAUUUCGAUAACCUUCGAACUGUUCUGCAGCUCGGCCAAUUUGUUUUUUCAAUGAUUGAGAAACCGGAACAAAUGAAAGAUUUAAUUCAAAAUCUCGGCCAAUCUCAAGUUGAAAACAUUCUUAAAUGGUCGAAUAUCAUAUUAGAAGAAAAACAGACGAAGGAAUCAAUAGAAGUUAUCGACGCACUAUUGACUUUCUUAGUUCAUUUCGCAGAAUACGGUGAACCUUCCGCUUUCUUGACAGAACAAUUCGCAUUGUUAUUCAAAAAAACAAUUUUCCAUUCAAAAAAUUCAAUAAGAAACGGUUUGGUCAAUGUCUGCAAAUUCAUUGAUAAAGUGAAACUUGAGAAAUUGUUGAUAGACGUGUUACCAAGUGCUACGUGUAAUGAAUGUGCUGAAUAUUUCUCUUUACUUGAUUCUGACAAUUUUUCAAACAAAAAUUUAUUGUUUGACAGUGCGAAAAACAUUAUUUUGGGGAAAUACAAUUUCACAGAUAAAGACACAUUAGAGAUCUUGAAGACUUACUCACCGCCUUCCAUUUUUACACAUCAUUUGUUCAAGUUACUUUCGAGUUUAGUUUCAAAAAUAUAUUGUCCAGUUGAAGACAUGAAAAAUCUUUGUAUUUUUUGUAUGAACAACAUCUUGUUUAAUCCUUUGAAGUAUUUCGAUCCAACUAAAGAGUUCUUCGACUUCGUGUUCUACGCAAUCAAACAAGAUGUCUCUAUUUUGGAGAAUAUUAUGCCUUUUCUCGGUUUUUUGAGUCAAAAAAUGCCAGCAGAACAAAAUGUGAACCAUGAAGUGAGAUACAGAGGCAUCUACAACCCAGAACACAAGCAUUCCCACAUAUCUACAUGUGUUCAACAAUUGUAUAACAUAAAAGAGUUCAGAGACCAAAUUUUGAUUCCUCAUGUAACAGAUCCUUUAUGGUUUAACGAGUUACAGUACCUUUUCGCACAGUUAAUGCUGUUCCCGACAACAGCAAUCGAUCCAACGGACUUCAUAACAUCUCUAAAUUGGAAUUCAAGGACUUUGGAAAAUAGAUUAUGUGAUGCAGGAGAUUUUUUGUCACUUUUUUUGGAAAGAAUCGGAAAAAUUGUGCCGCAGUUGAAAGAUUUGUAUACAGGAAAAGUUUCACAUGAAGUUAAAGGAACUAGUCAGCAUUUCAAGCAGGAAAUUGUUACUGAUUUCAUUCUUUUCCCUUUGGAAAUCAAAGAAAACAAAAAUAUUUACCAAAGUUUCCAAACUUUCCUUCAUCCGGACAUUCUAAGUGGUGCUGAACAGUAUUUAGCAGAAGGAAUAGGUAAAAUCGAUGCCAUUUCGUACUCCAAAGUCACUGUUGCUCCGAAAAUCAUGAUUUUCCAACUGAAAAGAUUCGAAACAAAUUUGGCAACAGGAGAUCGCCAGAAAAUUAGCUCCAGAUUCAGUUUCCCGAGAACUCUUGAUAUCUCUAGUAUCAUGAAAGUUGUCAACCAGCCAGUGAUGUAUGAUUUGAUCGGUGUAACUGUUCACGCGGGAAAUUUGAUGCCUGGUUAUUUCUAUUCGUACCAAAAAUGUGACAAUGAUGAUGAUUGGCGAAUUUUCAAUGACGCGAGAGUUGCUUCUAUCUCUAAUACAAGGCUUAACCAGUUCUUGAGCCUUGGAGAGACAAACAUGAACAAUUAUUACAACGGGAAUUCCGAACAAAGUGAAAGAUCAGACACCGCUUAUUUGUUGUUUUAUCGACAAAAAGAAUUUUCUGAAAAAAUUUCUGAUUCUGAUGUUGACCAACAAAUUUUAACAAAAAUAGUGGCAAAUGUACAAAACCUUGUACAAGGAAAGAUGAUAACCAACAGCUUGUACUUCGAUUUCAUCUUGGAUAUUGCGAAAACAACAAACAACGCUCAAUUGGCUUUUACUUGUUUGUCAAAACUUUUGAAGUCAAUUUUUGAUGAACAAAAACUACUUUUAUUAAUAGAAGAAGUGAGGAAUUUGUGCAAAUCACAUAAUGAAGUAUAUGAAAAUGUACUUGGCGAGAAGGAUAACUACGAACAAUUCCUUCUAAAAGAGAAAUCAAUAAAAGUAAGACAGAGUUAUUCCGAAUUCAUUUAUGAAGCGAUUUCCGUGACAAAAAACUCAAAAUUUUAUUUCGAAUUUCUUGAAAGGAAUCUUGCGAAAUGCGCUGAUUACUGGGAUAAGCUUGAGUCCUUCUUAGUUCCUUUGAUUAAGCUUGCAGAAAAAGAUGAAAUUGAUCAUUCAGAGUGGAUGAACAAAAUCAUGAAUUUCUUGACAUUAAAAUUAACUGAAACUUUGCCAUCAAGAGGAAGAAACCUAAAUUACAUACUUAAAUCGAUAGAUCUCAGUCCAUUCUUCAAGAUCAUUGUAACAAUCCUUAAACACAAUGACAUCUGCAGGAAUGAAUACAGAGGAACUCUUCUUUCUCAAGAUUUUUUCAGAUCUCUUUUGUCUUCGAAGAAAAACACGCAAGGAAUCAUCGCAAUAUGGCUGAUGCUCACUGAAACAUCACUUCCUAAGUUCAUACAGAGCAUCACCAUCAAUAAAUCAUGGACAAACGAUGAACUUGCCGCUUUCUUUAUCUUCGGAUCCCAUGUUUACAAAGAAAAUCCAAGUCUUUUGACGUGGAGUCUUGAAAGCACGAUUGUCUUUGACAUGAACAAACUGAGUGACUUCAUAGCAGCUAUAAACGACAGGAUAACGCGUAAUGAUCCUAAUUUGGAAGCCGCUUUGAUGUCGAAGAUCGCUUUCAUCACUGAACAUUGGAUUUUAUCUCGAGGAGAAAAUGUCAGAAGAAACACUUGGACAUUAUAUCGAACAACUUACCAAAACAACUGGUCAGAGACCCAGAGAUCGUUGGUAAAGACAAUCUGUAAGAAGAUGUUCGAAAAACUCCCACAAAUGACAGAGAUUUCAGUAGCAGUUUCCAAUAUUCAUGAAGCGCCAAUUGAAAUUUAUUUCUCAAUUUUGAAAUGGUCUGUUCAAUUUUCUGACGGUUUUGAAUUUGCCAUAAAGAAUUCGAAAUACAUAAUCAACGCCAUGUCAAAGUUCAAAAGCAAUGACCAGCUAUGCGAUAAGUUCAUGACAUUCGUUAUUAUGUUUUUGGAUGGUGUUGUUCAGCGUGGAGAACCUGCAAAACAGUUUUUCGAAAACGGUUCUUACUCGAGAUUUAUUGAUGUUCUUUUUGAGUCGAAAUUCUUUGCUCAACAGUCGAGUUCCUCCAGGGAUAUCUGCUUGAGAAUCAUACUGAAGCUUACACCGAAUUCAUGCUUCUCGAGGUUCAUUAAAUCAUCUGUUUUCGACUCAGCCGUUUCCUAUUACAUGAUGAGCCAAUCUCAAGUAAAAGACGACAUUUUGAGAUUUGUCAUGGAAAACAUUUCGAAAGAAACGGAGAAGAAAGUGUACAAAACUCUGUUCCACCGGGACUAUUUCAAAGGCCAUUGCAAAGUCAACUCAUCGCACUACUUCAAGCUGUGUACAAAUGUAAUGAAAGAAUAUCCUGACUUAGGAGAAAGAUUCGUAAGUGAAGGAAAUUUUGACAUUUUAGUCAAAAAUUUGACGCACUUUUUCAAGAAAAACUUAAAGAUUGGGAACGAACCGGUCGAGAAGAUCCAUUUGCUAACAAAUGUUGUUGUUGCUGUUGGCUCUCUUUCAAACACAUCCAAAGCCAAGAACGAAAUGGUCAAGAAACUCAAAUCAAGUACAGAUUUAAUUGCAAAUUUGCUCAAAAACGGUUUCUCUUCAAAUGAUGCGAAUUUCUUCUGCGCGGCCUGCAAAUUCAGCGAGUCAUUGAUAGUUAUAGAGAUGCUGAGCACUGUUCUCUCCAACUGGGACAGUCUUUCUCGAAACAUCACGAUGGAAACAUUGAACACAGCGAUGUCUUUGAUCAGAUUAGUUUCUGUUGUGAAUACAAACGACAAAGCGAUAAAGAUUGUUGUUUCCACGGCCAUUCUCUCACAGUUUAAGACGGCCCCACCUUACGCAUUCCCUGAUAUCUGUAUAAUUCUCAAACCUUUCGUUGACGAAGAAUCAAUUUACCAAGAUUUCCAAAAAAUUUUGACAAGAGUCGUAACAAGGCAUCCUGACCCUUACUACUUCAGGAAAUACGUCAGGGACUACUUGUUCGACUUCAUAGAGAAGGGAGAAAAGCCUGAGCCAUUCUGCAAAGCGUGUUUGAAACUUGUAAAAGGUGCUUACGCGAAUGUUGUCGCAAAUAACGAAGGAGCACUGGUUGAUUUGAGGAGUUUGAUGGAAUUCUUGCUGGAAUUGUCAAAGAGAACUAAGAAAACUAUAUCUAACAUAGGUUUAACUGAUGAUCAGAAACAAAUUUUGGCUCAUUUGAUGAGUAAGUCAAAGAAUCCGAUUGCACCUGAUAUAUUGUAUUUACUUACAGCGUUACAAGAAUAA
Messenger RNA from Trichomonas vaginalis G3, 6261 nucleotides. RefSeq names its product ubiquitinyl hydrolase protein. The coding region runs from base 1 to 6261 and encodes 2086 amino acids. Gene Ontology annotation, molecular function: cysteine-type endopeptidase activity; cysteine-type deubiquitinase activity. Lineage: Eukaryota; Parabasalia; Trichomonadida; Trichomonadidae. The record is from RefSeq and is a predicted model, not a curated record. The transcript has a single exon. Gene Ontology annotation, biological process: protein deubiquitination. Gene Ontology annotation, cellular component: nucleus; cytosol.